UUGGACUUAAGGAAACAUGAUACGUUCGUAGUUAUCGGCCGUUUGCCCAAUUGUGACGUGGUACUAGAUCAUCCCUCAAUAUCACGAUAUCACUGCGUACUACAAUAUGGAGAUGACACAAUGGAUAGAACCGGAAAAGGAUGGCACAUUUACGACUUGGGUAGUACCCAUGGCAGUAAGGCGAACAAGAGAAAACUUCCUGCAAAACAGUACAUCAGAAUUCGAGUUGGAUACGUUCUUCAGUUUGGAGGCAGUACACGACUGUUGUCUUUACUUGGACCGUCGCAUGAUUGUGAAGCAGAAUGGAAUUGCUCACCUAAUGAAAUGCGGGAAAAGUUGCAUAAGAAAGCGUUGGAUGCGAAAUUGAGUGCGUUAGCGCAAAAAGAAAUGGAGCAUGAAGAAGCAAAUGAGGCAGAGGAGUUGACUGGAAGAGGUAGUGAAGGUAUCGAUUGGGGUAUGAAUUAUGGUGAAGACGAUGUUCAUACAGAUGAAAUUGAAAUGGACGCUCACUUGAUGGAUGAUCGUGAGCAGUAUUAUCGAGCUGACCCGAAAAAAGCGCUGGCUAAGUUUUUUGAGCGCGAAGGCUUCGAUAUGGUGUUUCAAAUAUCCGAACAAGGAGUGGGCCAUUCACACAAGUGGUUAUGCACUAUUGAGCUUCCGAUCGAAAUCAAUGGCGUUGAUCGAGCUUACACUGCCCAAGCAAUAGUUUCAACAUCAAAAAAGGAUGCCCAAGUGCAGUGUGCUUUUGAAGCGUGUCGCAUCUUGGAUGCUCAUGGAAUUCUUAGAGGAACAAAUUCGAAAGCCAGGAUAAGAAAAAAUGACAUGGAAGCAAAUGAUUUCUAUGAUGAGGAUGAUGAUGAGUAUUUAGACCGAACUGGUCAGAUUGAGAAACAGAGAGAGAAGCGCAUGAUGUGGGCUAAAGGUAAUAAACGUGGUGAUAAGAUUGAGAAGAAGAGCACGUAUGAAUCGCUGUGCAAGGAACUUGAGGAAACCCGGAGUAAUAUUGUGGAAUUGAAAAAGAAGCUGGACGAUCUUCAUGCAGCUAGCAUCUCGACUAACACGGGAGAUUCAUUGGAUGACUACUGUAGACAACUUAAUGAAGGCCAUGGUCUGAUGACAGAUAUGAAGGUCGGUCGCUUGUACAGUGUUCAUGACUAUGCAAGAUUUUGUGUGAGAUGGUUGAACAAGAUUGACAUCUCAUUACUUCGGCAAAAGUAUGUAACUCUCACACAUGAUGCUCAACGACUUGAGAAGCUUGUUAAAAUUGCAAAACCUACAGCACUUCCUGAAAUAAAAGUCGCCGGAGCUAUUGCUGUAUCUACAUACUGUCUUUCACUAGGCACUAAUAAACAAGCGUUCCUACGGAAAACGAUGAUGGUUGGACGAAAAAUGCAUGCUGAUGGAACGGCUACUAAUAAAUCAAAAGAAGACGAGAUGAACCCUGCCGUUGAAAUGGCCUCAGCAUCUGUGUCAUUUAAGCCUGAAACUGAUGAGGAUGAAGAGGCUGAGGACGUUGGAAGGAUCGAACUAGCUGUCGUUCACGUUGAUCCGACUCAUUGUGGGGCUGUGUCUACUAAAACAGCGGAGAGAAAACCCGCUUCUGCUUCAGAGCAUGGAAAUUAUUCUUCAAAAGAAGGGGUUGCGCAGCCUGGAACAUCAAAGUCAGAAAAGGAUAAUUCUCAUGAAGUACAUAGUGCAGGUGAAGGUGAAGGUGAAGGUCAUCACUUGGAAAGGUCGAAGUGCUCAGAACGUGAGAGUGAAGAAUAUAAUCCACCGAAGAAGAAAAGACGUGCAAGGGUACGAACAAACAGGCCUUCGCUAAGCUCAGUGGAUGACUACGGUACUGGGGUCGAUGAUGAUCGAUAUGCUACUUGGCUUCCACCUGACGAUCAAACAGGGGACGGCAAGACUGUUCUGAACCGCAAGUUCGAAGGAAGAUACUAA
Angiostrongylus costaricensis is the source of this 1944-nucleotide messenger RNA. NCBI's taxonomy places the organism in Eukaryota, Metazoa, Nematoda, Chromadorea, Rhabditida, Metastrongylidae. The record is from the annotation of a GenBank genome assembly.